CCAGGUUAGUGAAGUUUUAAGACGUAAAAAAAUAGAAAAAUACAACAUCGACCGUUUUUUCUUUGUCACUGCUCUUCUCUUCUUUCUCUGCUACUGUAUUUCUUUAUUUAUUUCAUCCCUAUACCAUAUUUGUUACUUCUACUAUUACUAUUACUAAUUAUAUAUACUCUUUUCAAUACAAAAACAGAAGAGUAUACAUCUAAUAUUCUGUAAUUUAAUCAUUGCUGACUUUAGCCAAAAUUUCAAAUAGUUUGUAAAAAAGAGAGCGAUUAUAAAUAUUCAAUCCAUCUUGAUUGUAGAUCAAUGGUAAGAAUUUCAUCUAAAUCACCCCGGAACUGGCUAGUAUAGCCCAAAGUAUCUCUCAUUCAUAUUUACAUUUUCUCCUUUGCACUAUGUCCGCAAUCGCAUUGUAGACAUGAGCUCGUCGAUACCUGGUUCACCUCACCCCUACUUUGAUGAAAAAGCAGCUGAGCGAGAAGCUCGUAUAAAAAGUCUAUUCGAAUCACUAGACCAGAAAGGACGAGGUUACUUAGAUGCGGAAGCCAUACUUGGAGGAUUUCUUAAAUUGACUCACUUGCCAGCUCAUACGCGCUAUGUCACUGAUCUAUUAGCGAAAUGUGAUACAGCACAGGAUGGAAUUAUUGAUUACCAGGAAUUCCGGACUUAUGUAUUAGAGAAAGAAAAGGAAUUAUGGGAACUGUUUUCAAAGAUUAUUAGACAGCCAACGGAUGACAAUAAUAAAGGAAAUAAAACUUUGCACAAGACAGCAGAAGAAACUGAUUAUCGAAUACAUCCAAAGGAUUUGGAAAUUGCUCUUAAAGAAGCUGGCAUUCAUGUUACCGAUGAAGAUAUUCAAAACUUCAUGCAUGUUAUAGAUAUAGAGGGCAAUGGAUACAUCGAUUUUCAAGAUUGGAGAGAUUUCUUAUUACUAUUGCCUCAAGAAACGACAUUAUUAGAAAUAUACCAAUAUUAUCAAUCAUCUACGCAACUCACCCACGACGCUGAAGUUGUCAUUCCUCACACGGACGAGACAGCACACAACGCCUAUAAGUACUUAGCGGCAGGUGGUAUUGCCGGCGCUGUUUCGCGAACUUGUACCGCUCCUUUCGAUCGACUUAAAGUAUACCUUAUCACUCAAACUUCCAUUAUCUCAAAGAAGUCAGCACCCGCAACACCUUCAUUGUCGACUGUUAAAAAUUCCACCGCUUCGUUAUCAUCUACUACUGCAGCAACCGCGAAACCAUCUCAAUCUGUACUUAUACAAGGCAUGAAAAAUAUAUAUAAACAAGGCGGCAUUCGUGGGUUCUUUGUUGGCAACGGUCUCAAUGUCAUUAAAAUCGUACCUGAAUCCGCUAUCAAAUUUUAUGUAUUUGAAACCACCAAAUCUAUACUAGCCGAACUCACCCACUCGCCCGAUAAAAAUGAUAUUCCUGUUGGUGCAAGAUUCUUUGCAGGCGGUGUUGCAGGUCUGUGUGCUCAAUUUUGUAUUUAUCCUGUAGAAACACUAAAAACACGUAUCAUGUCAUCGAAACAUAUGCUGGAAGAACAACAACAUCAGCAACAGAAAGCAGCAACAGCAGCAGCAGCGGCAACAUCAACGGGAUCCAGUAGUCAGGCAUUUAAAACAAAACAGAAAAGUAUCAUUAUCGAUACGGCUCGGAAUUUAUACAAAACGCGUGGUGUCAGAGGGUUUUGGCCAGGUUUGACUGUGAGUCUGAUGGGCGUGUUUCCCUAUCAAGCAUUGGAUAUGGGUAUUUAUGAAACGCUAAAAGUGACCUAUUUGCAAUACAUGAAUGCACAAAAGGAUGAAGAAGGCAAAAGUAAGCCUCCGAAUGUCUUGAUCCUGUGGGCUUGUGGGAUGGUAAGUGGGUCGAUUGGUGCCACGACAGUAUACCCGUUGAAUAUGAUUCGAACGAGAUUGCAGGCGCAAGGUACUCCAGGUCAUCCUUAUGUAUAUACCUCAGCACUGGAUGCUGCUAAAAAGACCUUUCAUGCUGAUGGCAUUCGUGGAUUUUACAAAGGCUUAGGUCCAACCUUAUUCAAAGUCGUUCCUUCUGUUAGUAUUAGUUAUGCUGUGUAUGAAUUUAGUAAAAGAUCCUUAGGUAUAUCUUAGUAUUUAUAAGCAAGUAUAAUAGUUGUACUUGUAGUAAAAGCUGGCUACAUGCUUCUUCAAAUAUAGAUCUGUUUCUUUAUAAGUAUUAUAUAUUCCUUUUAGUAUAACCCACAUCUUUGUAUAUAAUAGAAAGACCUUUCUUCAUCAAGAAAUCGUCGUGCCUCAGAAUUUUUAUAAGCAGAAUAAAAUACAGUUUAUUCAAAAAGGGAAUA
Mycotypha africana is the source of this 2325-nucleotide messenger RNA. RefSeq names its product mitochondrial carrier domain-containing protein. The transcript is spliced from 4 exons. The record is from RefSeq and is a predicted model, not a curated record. Gene Ontology annotation, biological process: transmembrane transport. The coding region runs from base 416 to 2113 and encodes 565 amino acids. Lineage: Eukaryota; Fungi; Mucoromycota; Mucoromycetes; Mucorales; Mycotyphaceae. Gene Ontology annotation, molecular function: ATP transmembrane transporter activity; calcium ion binding.